Messenger RNA from Schistocerca nitens (vagrant locust), 15308 nucleotides. RefSeq lists its product as uncharacterized. The transcript is spliced from 21 exons. Gene Ontology annotation, cellular component: nucleus. Gene Ontology annotation, molecular function: RNA binding. The record is from RefSeq and is a predicted model, not a curated record. Bases 422 to 6967 code for a protein of 2181 amino acids. Lineage: Eukaryota; Metazoa; Arthropoda; Insecta; Orthoptera; Acrididae.
GGAAGGAGGUACACGCGGGUCGUGGAGUCUUGAAUGUUUAUUUUGUGCUUAUUUAUGUACAUCCAUGUGUUUAUUUCUAUCAUGUUGUAUCAUCCAUAUUGUUUCAAUGUUAGAUGGCAACAUUUACGUUCGAUCACACCUUUUAACUGGAAAAUAUGACGCAUUCAAUCAUCUUGCGAAAACUCUCCGCCAUUCCUCAUGACGUAACCCAUCUAGCGUCGUGUGAAGGUUUUUGUGAAAAUUGUACUGAGGACGGUGGUGUAUAUUUGUUCCCAAUAAUGAAGACUCCAAUAUAUGUAUUAUUUCUUAUAAUUAAGUGAUGAACAAGUGUACUAGUGUUAUUUUAAUUAUAUUAGUAGAAUGUUAAAAGACGUGUAAGGAGUAAUUUACAAUUAUUACAAUGUCCUAAAGAAAGAAAACCAUGGAUUCAGUCCGAGCAUUCAACGCAGAGCUGUCAGCUCUGUAUGAGGUGAAACCACCUAUAUCAAAAGCCAAAAUGACUAGCAUAACUAAAGGAGCUAUCAAAGCCAUAAAAUUCUACAAACAUGUUGUUCAAAGUGUUGAAAAAUUCAUUCAGAAGUGCCGGCCUGAGUAUAAGGUUCCUGGACUAUAUGUUAUUGAUUCAAUUGUUCGGCAGUCGAGGCAUCAGUUUGGAGCUGACAAAGAUGUUUUUGCUCCCAGAUUUGCAAAAAAUCUGCAAAAUACUUUUGUACAUCUUUUCAAGUGCCCACCAGAAGAAAAGAGCAAGAUUGUCAGGGUGCUGAAUUUGUGGCAGAAGAACUCAGUUUUCCAAUCUGAGGUUAUUCAACCUCUUUUUGAUCUUGCGGAUCCAAAUCAUCCGAUACACAAGGAGCAGGCGCAAGUAAACACCCCAAAUAAUGGCUCAAUAACCACUAUGAAUAAUGUUGGGAAAACACCACCUCAGUUAAACAGAACACCAAACAAGACUCCUUCAUCUAAUAAUAAAUCAACCGAUAGCAGCACACCUUUGUGGACAUCUCAAAGUGAUUCAAGCAACAGUUCUUCACUUCAAGUUUCAAACCAAGCUGUUGACACUGCAAGUUUGAAUAGCAAUCAGGUGUGUGCAGAAGUGGUCUCUGGCAAUGGAGCAUGUGACCCGGCUCUUAUACGACAGCUACAACACUUACAGUUGUUACUGCUACAACAACAACAACAACAACAACAACAACAGCAGCAGCAGCAGCAGCAGCAGCAGCAAGAGUCUGGUUCUCGAUCUCAAACUGAUCAGCAGCUGGUACAACAGCAGACACAGCAGCUGCCCAUACAUCAAAUACAACAGUCACAGCAACAGCAGCAGCAGUUGCUGCAGCAACAGCCACAGCCACAGCCACAGCUACAGCUACAGCAACAGCAACAGCCACAGCUACAGCCACAGCAGCAGCAGCAACAGCAACAGCAGCAGCAACAACAGCAGCCGCAGCAGCAGCAACCACAAAUACAGUCUCCAUUGUCUCAACAAGUACAGCAACAGAAUCAGCAGCACCAAACAACAGUGCAGUCAGUUGAAAUGCAGGCUGUGCAAGUGCCGCAGCAGACGCAGGCUCAGUCUCAAACUCAAACUCAGACUCACACAAUAUUAUCUGCCGUUACUUCACAGCCAUCAGCUACUGGACUUGACAGCAUUUUAUCGAACCCAGAACUCAUACGGCAGCUUCAGAACAUACAGCAGCAGAUAUCACUCCAACCAGUCAAUCAAGAAUCUGAGGAUAACCUAAGGAAGUUACAAGAAAUGAAACAGCAAGAAGAGGAAUUUGACAAGCAUUUGAAUCAAACAGUGCAGAGCCACCCCUUCACUUCAGACUGUGAUCCUAGAACGGCAGGUGACAUUAAAGCCACUACUCCGACUCCUUUUGAAAAAGUUGAAAUAGAACAGCACAAACCUGCAUACACAUAUCCAGUUCUCAACAUGUCUCAUCCUCCACCAGGAUUCAUAUCAGAAACCAGUAAUUCUGCAACAACUGAUAAUCACAAAAGUCCACUGGAAGAUGGUGAACAUGCUGAUUCUGAAGUGGAGUUUGUUGACAGAACUGUGCAACAGGAGAAUGGGAACUCAGUGGAAAUAAUAAACCUCGAUCGCAGCAGAUCUGGCAGUCCAUCAGUCAACUCAAAGAACUACAGGCGUAGGCACAGCCGUUCUCGGUCACGAGAUCGUCGCCAUGGUAGAAGAUCCAGGUCGAAAUCAUCCGACAACAGAGCACGAUCACAGUCGAGGCAAAGGAGGAGAAGGUCAAGGUCACGAGACAAAGAACGUGAUCGAGAGAAGGACAAAGAACGAGAGAGGGAACGGGAGAAGGAGAGGGAGAGAAGAAAAAAAGGUCUGCCACCAUGUAAGAAAGAACAUUUGAGUGUUUGUAGCACAACUCUUUGGGUUGGACAUUUGUCAAAGUUGGUUCAUCAGGAAGAAUUAUCAGACACCUUUGGAGAAUAUGGUGAUAUAGUAUCAAUAGAUUUGAUACCACCUCGAGGUUGUGCCUUCAUAUGCAUGAAUCGACGACAGGAUGCUUUUAGAGCACUACAAAAACUAAAAAAUCACAAACUACAAGGAAAGGCUAUUACACUUGCGUGGGCCCCAGGUAAAGGAGUGAAGGGGAAAGAGUGGAAGGAUUACUGGGAAGUUGAUUUAGGAGUAUCUUACAUUCCUUGGGAUAAGCUCACUCAAGCAGCAGAUUUAGAUGCUUUAGAAGAAGGUGGCAUGAUUGAUGAAGAAACUGUGCCUGAUUUUCUGAAAGCACAGACUCAGCAACAACAGCAGCCGCCGCCACCGCCGCCGCCACCGCCACCUCCCCCGCCACCUGGACCACAGCAGCAGCAAGAACAGCAGACCACCGCAUCAGACCCAGCAGUAUCUUCAGCUCUGUCUCCAGCUCCAACCCCAGCUCCAGCCCCAGCCCCAGCCCCAGCUCCAGCUCCAGCAGCUUAUAUUCCGCUACCAGAUGGAAUUCCUGUACCGAGCACAGCUGCCCAAAAUGUUGACACCUCCCAGCCACCUCCACUGCGAACUGCUGAUAUAACUGGUGUAACAGCUCCAGCUGGAGUUCCUGGGCUGCCUGCACAAAUUCCUACUGCUGUUCCUCCACCCUCUGGACCUCCAGUGCCCAUUGUAACACCGUUUGGGAUUCCUAAUGUGCCUCCACCCAUUAGCAUGACAAUGGGACAUGGUAUUAUGCCUAGUGUGCCAAUUGGAGUACCACCACCAGGUAUGCAGAGUUUGCUGAUGCCUGGGAAUCAGAUGGUCCACCACCAGCAGAUGAUGGGUGGGGUACCUCAACCAGUGAACUCCCCAUUUACUUCAACUGCUGGUGGCCCAGUGGGAAUGAUGACAGGCCCAGUGCAUGGACAGCUUUCACAGAUCCCAUUGCCUGCACCUGCUGCUCCACAGGAUAAAACAGCAACUGGUCUUCCACAUGCUACUCCUCCUGCUCCUGUUGGAGUUCCACCUCCCACAUCGGAGGCAAACCUUCCAGGCAUUAGUGAAGCUUUGCUCAGAGUUCCUUUUGGGGUACCUGCACAGAUGCAACAACUAGCAGGUGUUCAGGUGCCUAGAAUUAGCCGUGAUGACACUUCGAACAUGGAUAUGGAUAUGGAAGAUAUUGAUGGUAAAGCAAACAGUUCUGCAGACGCAUCAUCCAGGGUUGCUGGUCAAAUUCUUGCAGGUGUUGGCCAUGGAAUGUCACCAUUUUCGGCACCUCCGCCAAAUCACAUGGGCCCAUUGUCACACCAUCAGAACUCUGGUCAACAUCUUGGUGAUCAUAAUAGUCGUCAGAAUAAUUCAGUGCUUGUAAAUGACUUGGAUUCCCUGAAAGAGGGCAGUGGGGAUUAUCCAGGACAGGUUCGCGGCAGAGAAAGGAACCGUGACAGAGACAGAGAUAGGGAAAGAGAUAUAAGGGACCGUGAACGUGAUCGAGAUCGUGAUAGAGACAGAGGUCGUGACAGAAAUCGUGAUCGUGAUAGGGAUCGUGAUCGUGAACGUGACAGGGAUCGAGAUCGUGGCAGUAGAUGGAGUGACAGAGAUAGGGAUAGAAGAGAUCGUGACCGUGAUCGUGAUAGGGAUCGAGACAGGCCAGAUAGGAAAGAUCCGUCAGCUCCUGAUACACCUACUACACCGUGGUCAGAAAGAGGAGAGAAACCAAGUCUUCUGGAACGCCUAAGGAGCCUAGCGAAUGAUGGAAUUGCAACUUGUAACAAAGAGGAAGCCAGGCAUGGUUUCAACAUAAGAGAGGGUAAAGCAACACAAGAAAGAACAUCUGCUGAAAGAGAACGGCCUAAGGAUCGUGAGAGGGACCGUAAUCGUGGUCGGGACCGCGAUAGAGAAAAGGAGCGUGAACCAGAUCGUGAACGCAGUCGAGACAGGGAACGUGAUCGGGAUCGAGACCGUGAACGUGAUCUUGACCGGGAUCGAGAAAGGGAUGCUACUGGACCACCAGUGUUUCCUGGUCCUAGAAGUGACUUCAGGCCUGCAGGUCCUGAUGGGUUUAUUCCUCCAGGACAAAUGGGUUUUAGGCCACCAGGACCAGGACAGUUUUUAGCAAGAGGGGUUACUGAACCGUUGCCACCAGGACACGAGAGAGAGAAUUUUGAUCCUAGGGGACCACCACCUCACGAGAUGUUUGAAGGUCGACAGAGACCUGAUGACUUUGCACAGAACAGGGAAGACUUUGAUCAUAGAAGAGGUCAUGAAGAUUUUCCUCCAAGGGGGCCACACCAUGCAGAAGAUUUCAAUAUGUCUUUGAGAACAGACGAUUUUGAACGCCGAGGGCCUUCCCGUGGACCGCCUGUUGAAGAGUUUGAACCGAGAGGCCCGUAUCCUGAUGACUUUGGCCGUGUGCGAGGUCCUAGACCUGACAUGUUUCCACCUCGAGGCCCAGAAAUGUUCGGACCGAGAGGAAUGAUGGGCCCCAGAGGUCCGAUGCGGCCCGAAGGCUUUGGACCUCGUCCGAUGCUAAUGCGUGGACCUGGACCCAUGUUCCACCCAAGAGGACCACCUCAUCCAAUGGCAAUGAGAGGAAUGGGACCAGGACCAGGACCGGGGCCAGGACCAGGGCCUGGUCCAAGACCUGGUAUGUGGAUGGAUAAUCAGGGACCUCCUAUGUAUCCACCAAGAGGAUUUGAAGGACCUCCUGGCGAGGGCCCACCACCAGAUGGAUUCUUUCAGAGACCACCAUUUGAUGACAUGGAGCGGCGGCAGUGGGAAGAUGGGAGGCAUGCACGGGGCCGUGGACAGGGUCCAAGAAGAGGUCCUGGAACACCUGGACCUGGAUUUGCUCCUCAUGCAGGAAACCGUAGACGUGAGGAGGAGUCACCACUACUUCAGAGUCCAGCAAAGCGUGCAAAAGCUGAGGAUUUGCCAUCCGCAGAAAAAUGUAAGGAGGAGAAGGUAUUUAGAAAAUCAGAAAGGGAUCGUAAUAGGCGGUCCCGGUGGAGUAGUGCUUCUCCUAAAGAAGAUAAGUUUGAGGAAGUUAGUGUGGAAAAUAAUAGUGACACUACGUUUAAAAGGUCAGGGGCAGUAGAUGAAGCAUCACUGUGUUCUAUAAAAUCUGAAGAGCACUGUGAACAGAAAGAAAGUGUUAAUUCUGAGAAAUGUGUGACUUCAGAGCCUGCAACAGAUCUAGACUGUGGGGAAAACACUCCUUGUCCAAGUAACAAUCAGUCGGACCACCAAAAGCAAGUCACGGAUAAUGAAUCACAUGUAAGUUCCCGAGGUGAACCAGAAAAAGAUCAAGAGUCAUCUUCUGCAGUGAGUUUUGAUAAUACCACAGAAGUGAGUUUUUCUGGUGCCAGAGAAAAGAAUUUUGGUGACACCUCCAAAGUGUUUCUCAGCACAGAACUGUCUCAUACAGAUACCACCGAAGUCAAUUUCCCAGACGGAAUUGAAAUGAUUCACACCAAUGAAGUGAUUCAUACUGACACCAGUCAAAUGAAUUCUCUUGUCGCCUCUGAACUAGUUCAUUCUGACACCACUAAAGUGACUCACACUACUGAAGUGGUUUGUACUAACACCACUGAGGUGCUUCAUACUGACACAACUGAGGUAGUUCAUACCGACACCGUUAAGUUGGUUCAUACUGAGACCACUGAGGCAUAUCAUAGAGACACCACUGAUACAUUUCGUACAGAUGCCACUGGGGAAUUUCAUGAAGACACAAAUGAGGCAUUUUGUGAAGACACAAAUGAGGCAUUUUGUGAAGACACAAAUGAGACAUUUCGUGAAGACACCAAUGGGGCGUUUCAUGAAGACACCAAUGGGGCGUUUCAUGAAGACACCAAUGGGGCGUUUCAUGAAGACACCAAUGGGGCAUUUCACGAAGACACCAGUGGGGCGUUUCACGAAGACACCAGUGAGGCAUUUCAUGAGGACACCAAUGGGACGUUUCAUGAGGACACCAAUGGGGCGUUUCAUGAAGACACCAAUGGGGCGUUUCAUGAAGACACCAAUGGGGCAUUUCAUGAAGACACCAAUGGGGCGUUUCCUGAAGACACCAAUGGGGCGUUUCAUGAAGACAUCAGUGGGGCAUUUUGUGAAGAAACAAAUGGGCCCUUUCAUGAAGAUCCAAAUGAGGCUUUUCCUGCAGACUCUACUGGUGCAUUUCAUCCAGACUCUACUGAAGGGUUUCAUGCUGAUUCUACUGAUGCAUUUCAUGCAGACUCCACUGAGGCAUUUCAGACAGAUGCCACUGAUGUAUUUCAGACAGACACCACUGAGCCGUAUCAGUCAGAUGCCACUGAUGUGUUUAAUACAGACACUACUGAUGUGUUUAAUACAGACACUGCUGAUGUGUUUAGUACAGACACCAAUGAAGUGUUUCAGUCAGAAUCUGCUGAUGUGUUUCGUACUGAGUCCACAGAGGUAUCUCAAACUCCAAGCACUCAACUAUCUGACAAUGACACCACUCAAGUGUCUGAUGCUGAUGUCACUCAAGCGUCUCAUAGUGAUGAAACUUCAGCAUAAUAAGCUACAUAUUUACAAAUAUUUUGAUACAUUUCUCUUACCCCUCAAAAUUUUUUGAAACACUCUUAUUUUCAGAUAUUCCUCUUCCUCAACUACUAAAUGUGAAUGAUGUUUUAGUCUCAAAACUAAUUCACAGAAACAUGGGGAAUGAAAACUGAUAAAAGUGUUUAACUGAAGUAAUAAUGCACAGGUAGUCUCCGACUUACUGAUGCCCAAUCAUUCAGUAUUUUUAAGAAUCAGAUUACUGUAAAUUGGGUUAUAGGUCACUCCUUAUUGCUUACUUUUGAUAGUUAUUGUCUUAUGUUAACAAUCUCUCUUUUUGGUCACCAAUCACAAGGUUGAUUCUUGUCACUUAUCAGCUAUUCGCUUGAUUUCUGUAUAACUGUUGCACCUCAUGUCAUUAAUGGUUUGCCUUUUGCACUCAUAUCUAAACCUGCCUGUGAGAUUCUUUCCCCCUUCUGUUCCUUCAACUAUGGUUUUUAGAAACAACAAAUUUUGUAAUGUGUGCCAACCAUCCUAUUUCUCUGUUUCAUUAUGCUCUUUAGUAUAAUUUUUUCCUGUUGACUCAUUGCAAUAUGUUCCAUUUUAUAAAAAUCAUUCUUUAUCUUUGAAGAAAGGAAAUGUAAUGCAUUUGCUUAGUCUCUGUUUCUGUUGCCUCCAAAAUAGAAAUCUCAAUCUUGUCAUCCUAUGAAUGAAGAUGUUUUGCUGUAUCAGUCACAGAUUUUGUUUACAUUUUUGAAAGGUAUUACGCAUUUCAAAAACGGUCCACAUUGUCAGGUGUCCUUACAGGUAGUUGCAUUUACGUGAUAUUUCUCUGUAUUUAAAUUCAGUUAAUUUCAUCAAAAAGUUGGUGCUGCUCACCGGGAGCAUUAUCUGUGAAUGCGUCAAUGGUAAUUUUGUAAUUUCAGUAUCUUCUUUUAAACAACCCCCUCUAACAAAAGAAUACAAUGCUUGCAUGUAAACUUUUGUGGCUCAAAGGCAAAGCAUGUUAAUAAUCCCAUGUUUACAUUCUCGUGUCACUUUUUCGGAAAUGUUUCAAGUGAAAUAAGUCAAUUCCAUGUUCAAAAAAUAAGUAGGACACGUGCAGACCCAAUUUAUUUAUAUAUUUUUUUUUUACUAGAAAACAAUUAUGAAUGCUCUAAUUGUCAAUUAAUUUUUUCCUAAGGACUGCAGUGUGACUUUCUUUGUAAAAGGGAAUCAAAUACAACGUGAUAUAAGUAAAAGAAGGUAAACACACAGUGUCAUUCAAAAAUUUAUUAUAUUGCUCCUAAUAUACAACAGUGAACAGUUGUGUUCUUGUUCAGCUAUAAUUUCAUUUUCCCCAGUCAUCAUGACUCAUUGUGCCCUUUCCCCUUUCAGCUCUUUUUUUCCUUGAAGAUUUCAACUUAGAGCAUAAAUUGACUUUUUUCUGACAUGAUGACGUAAAGCUUGCACUUUUUCUUCAGAUCUACAAAUUAUACCUAGGAACCCAUAAUUUCAUAUGUAUUUCAGUUACAGUAUUUCAAGAGAUAUUUUGAUUAGAUGUAUGUUGUCACAUUUUAUCAUAGCUUAGGCCUGUAUUAGGUUGAAGACUUCCUGUGCAGUUAAAUGUGUGAGCACCCCAUGGUGUUUGUGUGACACACAUUUGUUAUAUCUGUGUUUCUCUUGUGUAAUGUAAAGGAGUACUUGCUGAGGAGAUUGGAACAAAUAUUUUAAAAUAUCGUGUACUAAUAAUUUUUGUAUGUUUUGCUAAUUUGUUGCUCCUUUAAUAGUGUUUCUGUGUUGAAAUGUGCACGUCCAUCUUGUUUUGAUUGAUGAAUGUAAUGGUGAAAUAAUAUUAAUUUACCAUAUUUGCAGUUAAAAUUAAUUACGUUGUUAAGUCUUAUGAUAUAAUUAUAAGUACAAGGUGCACGAAAAUUGCCAUCCUUAAAAGACUGUUUUUGGGCAUGCAAGUGAACACAGGACAAUUUUUGAAUAAAGACAAAGAAAUUUUUAUCUGUGAUAUAUACAAGCAACUCUUGUGGAGUUAGUUAUUUUUUAGAAUAACCACAUUGGUUUAUGAUCAAGUUUUUAUUCAUAGUGUUUUAUGAAAAUGUUGUUUUAUUAAAAGUUUUCAUUUCCAAACUGUUCUGAGUAGUUACAAAAUGGCUGGUUUUCAACAUGCUUUCUUUCCACAUAGCAUCUGAGAAUCUGAACUAUUUUUAUUAUUGACACAAUGUGUUCCCUCAAUAGAGAGACAAAAUGUUGGGAGUGAUAUGUUAUAUAAAUAAUAAACCUCAUUCAUUUCCCUCCCUUUGUUCAUCCAGAAGCUUUUUCCUUAUUUAAAAGUUUUUAAAGUCAUCAGUAGUUGGGACCCUUUCUUUUAAUUGUUCAGUUGACAUUAUAAAUUUCACUGUCGUGUAGGUCAGGCUUCCCAAUUCAUGUCAGUGUUCGGGAAUGUAUAAUGAAAACAAUGAGUACAAUAUUUACAAAUCUAUUUGUACAUACCCAUUUUUCUAAUUCAUUACAAGUUAUGAUGUUAUGUAUCAAUUUUGCAAUAAAGCCAACAGCAUUUUCUGCAAAAGUCAGGCUGUGUAAAUAAUUCUGUGUGUGCUAGGAGUGUUAUUUUAAAAAGUGAGAGUGGUCCAUAAAGUGUAAUGAAUGAAGUAGAAUAACCAUAUAGAAAAUAUCUCUUUAUGUUUGUAAUAAUUUCUCAUCUCUGCUUUCUACUGAACACCAAACAAGACAUGCAGUGUUGUGCAAGCACUUAGGAAUGCUCUUGCUUUUCUUCUUAUUCCAUUAUUGGGAACCUCAAUGACAUUACAAACCUUGAAUUUCUCUUUCACUAUGCUUAAAUUCACUUACAAGUGACUGAAAGACUUUGCAAAUUUCACAGUUGUAUAUGGCUGUGGUGAUGUAUCUACUGUAGCAUAAAAAUUACAUUUUCAUGCGGUGAUGCCCAAAAUAGUUUCCAUUCAGUUGUAAAUCAUAUCUACAUAUGUAUGAAAUUUUGCUUUACUUUUCAUGGCUGGUAAAGUGGUGAAGUCUUGGUAUAACAUUGGAAUCGUAUUAAUCAUUGCCUUAGUUAAUACAUACAUAAAAACAGCAACUGAAAAACAGAAAUAGAGUGCCAAUAAGUAGUAUGAUACCCAUUUAUCUUCAGAAAAAGCCGGAAACAGAUUUAGCUGUAAAAUGUUACAUGUAGUUCAGUGCUUUCUCAUCUGUCAUCAGCUAUACUCUAGUGUUACUGUAACACAUGAAAAGCCUGUGUAUCAUCUGCAGAAGUCUUCUGUUUUUAAAUCUCUCCAUGAAGACAAAAUCAUUUCUGAACUACAACUAAUGGUGUGCACUAGAUCAUUAAUACACUUGUCCGCUAUUUUACUGCCCCUAUCCUCAGCUCUUGGAAAUGAUGAUGAUGAUGAUGAUGAUACAUAUAGAAAGUUUUUUUGUGCUCAAUCCUCAUUUCAUUUUACCUGGUUGUUUCUUUUCGAAAUAUUGGUUGCAACAGUAGAAAAUGUUCUCCACAAUCCUAAUUCAGCUUAACAUUAGUAAUAUGCACACUAUAUUUCUUUUAAUUUUUUAGGUGACAGUAUCAUGUGCUCUAGUAUUCUAGUCUCUUGGGUGGAGUGAGAGUUCUGAAAUUUUACAUUAAAUAGCUUUUACUAGGUGUAAUUCUAGGACAGAUUCUGAUAAAAAAUAACUUCAUGAUCUUCACAGUAUCAUAUUUACACAACUUCAUGAUCUUCACAGUAUCAUAUUUACACAACUUCAGAUAAAAAUCCAAUGUUUUUGUGCCUUUCUAUUUGUUCUGAGCCUAAAAAACUGUUUUAUUUUUACAUUUCACUAUUAUGAUGUUUUGACCACCAUUUGCAACCCAGAAUUUCUUUGUUUUAGGUGAAUGGUGAUGGUGGGAGAAAGGGGGUGGAUAUACACUUCAUUUCUGAAUGUACACCCAUUGCUGGGUACUUUUUUUUGUGUUCCAGUUUUAUACAUCUCAUCUUUUUAUUUUCCACUAGUAGGAAAUGCACAAGUGAUCUGUUUCAAGAACUAUAGCUUGACCAUUGACACUCUUAUGUUACUGCCAAUCUUGACAACACUUUUUGGUGAUGGCACUUUUCUUAGGAUAGUUAAAUAUUUAGGGCAUUACAAAAUAUUUAUUUUGAUACUGAAUAUAAAAGGUUCAAAAAAAUAAAACAGUUGUUUGAGUGCACUAGAGAUAGACUUGUACCAAAAACAUUGUUUUACUGAAGUUGCAGGUGAAUGAUAAGCAUCUGUGCGAUUGGGUUUUCAAUUUAUAUAAAGAAAUAGACAAAUUAGUUAUUGGUUAAGUGAAAGAAGUAGCUCUCAAUUAUUGUUUAUCAGCCCAUAACAUUUGCUACACUCAGUUGAUCAGAAUAAGAAUGGACACAAUCAGAUAAUCAGAGGAAGAAAUACGUAUGUAUGAACAUUAUCUGCAGCAAGUGGGCAAUAGUGCAUUUCUUAUUUAUCAAUAUUAUGUGUGCUGUACAUUGUGCUUAUUGGGAUUUUGUGCAAUAGCACAAAAUUAUCUGAUGAAGUGACAUGUUUUUAUGGGUAGAAACACUCUCUCUCUCUCUCCCCCCCCUCUCUCUCUCCCCCCCUCCACCUCCCUCCCUCCCCUCCUCUCCUUUCUCUCCGUCCCUCCCACCCUCUCCCUCUGCCCCCCUCUCCCUUUCUGUCUCCCCACCCAUCAACCCCCCCCCCCUUAUCCCCCUCAUCUCUGCUGAGAGGGUCAGUGUUUUUGGCUGUCUGUCAGCAUGUAACAACCCCAUCUUUCUGAAGUAUAAUUUAUUUUUGCAGCACAUUUUCCAUGUUUUCCACUUCAUUUCGGUACCCUGCAGGUUUGGUCUUAGUUCAUUCAUGUAAAUAUUUGUCUGUUGUGGGUUUCUGUAUCAUGUCGACCUAAUCCCAAGGUAUUUGCUGGAUUCAGUUUCAGAGAGACUCCAUUACAGUUCAGGCGCACAGGUUUUCUAUAGUUGGUGUUUUUUUUCCCCCAGUUAUAACUUUGUAAGCUAAAUGUGUAUGAUAGAAGGGAAAGUUUGCAAUGUAUUAAACAUAUUGGUGUAAUUGAUUUGUUAUUGAUAUUAGUACUGAUAAAUCCACAAGACAAAAUUCAGUACUCAUUAAAUUUGAGGGACUUUUCUUUUUGUCAGUAAACAGUGCACAUUUUGCUGAAAUUGCUGCUGGCUUUAUAGAAAUGUCUAUCUGUGUACACAAUUAGUUUAAGUGACAUGAUUAUAAAGGAAAUAUGACCAGUGCCAGUCGUACACUUGUGGAGUAUUGUGUGAGAUUAAGUAACUAUCACCAUUAAUAAUAGUGUGCAUGGGAGUGAGAUGAAUGAGGUUUCAACAGGCAAAUGCUGAAGUGACUAAAAUAUGCUGUUGAACUGUAAGAAGGUUUAUGAGGUGAGAGACUGAAGAUUUCUAGAUACUGUGUUUUGCCUUUGUGAGAUGAAGUUGACUCAUAUUACUAAUGUUAACUACAUGGAACCUAACAUGGAUAAUAUAUUAUGAGCAAAAUUGUGAAAAUAUACUUCAGGUGCAUCUUUAUGAUCAGGACACCUGUUCUACAUCUAUGUUCAUAAAAUACAUCAGUUUUUCUGAUGAAUUAUGCGAUUCUUAGAUGCUGAUCUAUAUCUUUUUGAUUACUGUAAAGAAAAUAAAACUAAUGACCUGCUUCUCAAUCAGAAAAUAAAUAUUUCUUUCAUUUAAAAGUAGCUUCAUUAAAUUAAUUAAUUUUAAUUUGUUUAUGUUCUAACCUCCAACUAUUUCUUAUAGUACUCAAUCAGGUCAUACAUAGGCACGUUAACAUACUAUGCUGUGCUUCAGAAAAUUAAGCAAAACAAACCAUUCAUAGUACUUUUCAAAAGUCAUGAAAUUAAGAAUAUUUGAAUAAGGAUAUUGGAGGACCACAAACUGAAUGCCAGAAAUGUUACAGGCAUGUUUGUUGCCAUUACUUCACACCUAAAGAAUGGUAACCAUCUGAUACCACCUUCAUUUUAUGUAUUCAGAAUAAAUCAGUCAUGCAUGUAUACUUGUUAGGAAAAAAUGUUUUACUUCAUUUGCUGGCCUGUUGAACCUCAACUCCCCCAUACAGGUAAUAUAAAAGAUAUUCCAUAACACACCAUUGACAGCAGGAGAAUGUGAACUUUCUACUCAUAUUCUAACGCAGACAUAAAUAAAAUGAUUUGCCAAAAGGACACAAAAGGACCUUAAUCGCAAUGAAUAACUUGACCUAGAAUGUAUUUUUUGCUCAGCUGCGUCUGACAGUCUUUGUGAAGAAGAGCAUUAAUUCUCCAUCCUGAAUUAUUAGUUCUGUCAUUCAUUAACUGCUGAAUGAGUUUUCAUUAUUAAAAAUUUUUCAGUGACUGCAUACUUUUUGCACUCAUUGGAUCAUCUGAAGCAAUUCAUUUUUAUAUUCCAACAUAGUUAAUCAAGAAACAGCAUUUUGGAAAACUGUGUGCUCAAUAUUAUGUUGAGGCAGUAUAAAUCGAAUAAACAAAACAAUAUCACAGUUUAUAAUUGAGAAUCUACUGCAUUUUUUCAAUGUGUUUGAAGUUUAUAGUUGCUGUGUCACUGUGUGUAUCAUCUCAUUGAUUCUUUUUGGCAGAGAAUGCGAAUGUGUACACUCCUCUGAAUAGCUUAAAUCUGAAAGUAAAAAGUCUCUCCAGUGAAUAGGUAAUUAGUGGCUCUCUCGUUUAAAUUCUACUCAUUUCUGAAAUACUUAAUCCUCAGAAAAGAAAUGGGACCCAGAAAAAUGUUAAAUGCAAUUUAAAACAUGAUUUAGCACAGUGUGCAUAAUUUUUAACUCUAUUUAGUAGAUAAUGAUAAAGACCAAUUCAUAUCAAAUGUACCAUUGUGAGUAAUAGACUUACUGUAACUAUAAAAUCUGAAGCUUUCAUGACAUAAUGGGUAGUGUAAUAGCAGGCAUUGUUCGUUGUUUGCUGUACAGUAGUUUGCCAAUUUCCAUGAUAUACAUUUAAACCAAUCACAGUGUGGUUUUCUGUGUCCUUACAAAUGCAGCUACAUAGUUUUUGCAACUUUGUUGGUUGAUAAAUACAUAACUGCCAGAUGCAGAACAAUCUGUUGUCAAAUCUUAAGUUGAAUAACCAGCCAUCAUUUAGCUAUCUCCUGAGUUGCAUAAGUAACUUCAAAGGUAGGUGUUCCUGUGUUCACGUCUGCAUCACCUGACAUCGAGGAGGGGGAUCUCGUGCUUGCACUCAAAUUGAGUGACAAGUGCAAGGUACUGUGGCACUUUAAUUUUCAUUUAUGGAUGGGGUGCAGAAUUUUGUUUAGGAAGUGCCCUUGUUAAAAUUGUUUAGUAAUAACUCUGUAAUUGAUGAAAACUAAUAAUUAAUAUCAGUCUGUAUGAUUGUAUGACUUACAUGCAUGAGCAUUAUGCAGAGUAUAAAUGUAUGUAUAAAAGCGUGCACACAGUUUGACAUGUCUGUGAAUUUGAACUAGAAGGGAAAAAAAUUGUGCACUAUCUGUGAUGCAGCACCCUAAGUUGUAAGAAGAUUGUUAGUUCCUUUUUGAUGUACAGUUUUGCAUGAGAAAUGUACUUUUGUUUAUUCAUUUGGUUUGAUUUUCUUAAAAAUAUCAUGAAGGUAGUGCUGCACUAUAUAUAUGGCUUUUGUAUGUUAGUAUUUUGCAGAUGAAUUUCUGUAUUAAUCUUCCAUUUUAUAGUUUCAUAAGUAUGAUGCAGCAUGGCUACAUAUAUUUAUUUCGUAUCAGCUCUUUGCAAAAAUAUUCUUGUUAAUUAAGUCACCUGUUCAUAUUGUACCUUUUUUUAGAUUUUUUUCUUCAACCUACAGCGCCAGAAAAAGUCGUCUCAUUGGUUUGCUUCAGUUGAGCUUACCAAUCUUGGUAUUGUAAUGUGUGAUCACAAAUUGAGAUUCUUAUGAAGAAAACAGUAUAAAAGACAUAGUCGCAACAGUGAUAUAUGGAGUGGAUUUUUAAUUGCUAUUGUCAGAGCAAUGUUCAUAUGACUGGUAUGUGAACUGUAUGAAAGGACUGUUGUGUGAGUUUUCUAAUUUUUUAUUGCACUGUUUCAUAAUAUUCAGUGGCGACAGACAUUCAAUAGCUGAUGUAACGUGUUCUCAGUUCUGCAUAUCGUAGUGAAAAAUGAGCAACAUUUUUAUUCUAAAUUGACAUAUUUUUUGUAGGCUGUAAAACUAAUCUAUGGAAACAUACACCAUAAUUUGAUGUACAUAUUUAAUGUGUCAGGAUGGUAUGUAUGUUAUGGAAGCUAUUAAGAAUAUGAACAAGAAGCCGAGGUGCCUUUAUUGUCAGUUCCAUACUGCAGACAGCCUUAUCUUCAUGAAGUAAGAAAUGCUAUGAUUAAUAAAGUGGAAAGUGGAAGCUGU